Messenger RNA from Boleophthalmus pectinirostris (great blue-spotted mudskipper), 3056 nucleotides. RefSeq names its product nucleolar and coiled-body phosphoprotein 1-like. Gene Ontology annotation, molecular function: protein binding. Lineage: Eukaryota; Metazoa; Chordata; Actinopteri; Gobiiformes; Gobiidae. The record is from RefSeq and is a predicted model, not a curated record.
UACUUCCGGAGUUCAGAGUUCAAAGUUUGGCCAUGUGUGUUUUUAGGGAAGGUGUGCCUCUGCUUUGUAAAUACUAGAUUUGACUAUGAAACCUAAUUUAUUCGUUAUUUUUAGGUGAUUUUAUUUUCCUCCUAUUUGUACGAUAUGACCGCCUCAACCCCAGAGCUGAUCACGUUGAUCUAUCGCCACCUGAAGGAGCAUGGCUUCCACACGGCUGCAGAGGAGCUACAGAAGCACAGCCUACAGGUCAGCACCCACUCGACUGCUCAAGUUACUACAUGUGAACAAGCGCUAUGCAAAGUUAGUGAGGCACCAACAUCCACAACGUUACAGGACGUCUAUAGUUCAUGGUUAAAGUCUUCAAAACGAAAAACAAAGUCUGCGACGUCAAAGCGCUCUGCUCCAGACAAGAAACAAACAACACCCAAUAAAGCAAAUCCACAGAAGAAAAAGACAGGCAAAACUACUAAACAGGCAGGAUCACCAAAUAAAAAGCAGAAAAAUGGUGAUGGAAAUGCAGCAGAAAAAUUAGUCAAAUCCAGUACAUCAAAAGGUCCAAAGAAAGAAGAUGAAGGGAGGGAGGACUCUGACUCGGACAGCAGUUUGGACGUGGAGAAGUGGAAGAGACUUGUUGAGCAGAUGACAGAUGCUGACCUGGCUAAAGUGGAAGCCUUAAAUGCCCUGGUUGAUCCUGAACCCAAAAAACCGAGGGUGAGAAAGCCUCGAGCCAAACCAAACCCCAAAACAGAAACUCCCACUGGCAAACAGGAGCAACUGAGUAAAACAUCUGAUAAAACUACAGAGGACAAAACGGCUAAAAGUGCAAAUGUGAUUUCAACAACAAGACAGAGCCCUAAAAAAGAGAAAAGGAAAGCUACUACAGACCAAGCUACAACUGAGCCUAAACAGAAAAAGAAGAAAACUGCAACUGUAGAUAAUGCUAUUGUAAAUGCUACAGAUAGAAUUAUUGACAAAAAUUUAGAAAAAGAUGCUAAAACACCUCAUUCAACUGAACUCAGACUAACAAAGGGAAGUCAACAAAACACAACGAAUGAUCAAACUGGGAGUAAGACGAAAAAGAGGGAUACAACUCAAAAUAAGGUUACAGCAAAUGCUACAGAUGGAGAAAUUAACAAAAAUGCAGACUAUAAUAAAAAUGAUCAAACAAGCAAUCAAACAACAAUUAAAUUAAAAGAGGGAAGUCCAGAAAAAAUGUCCAGUCUCCAAACUGAGUCAAAAAAGAAAAAGAAGGAUGCUACUCACAGUAAGGUCACUGCAAAAGCCUCAGACAGAGAUGCUGUAAUUGACAAACAUGUAGACAAUAAAAAAGAUGUUAACACAAGCGAUCAAACAACAGUUAAACUACCAGAGGGAAGUCCAGAAAAAGCAUCCAAUCUUCAAACUGAGUCAAAAAAGAAAAAGAAGAAGGAUGCCACUCCAAGUAAGGUCACUGCAAAUGCUUCUGAAGGAGAUGCUGACAAAAAUGUAGACAAUAUUGAAGUUGCUAUAUCAAGCAAUCCAACAAUUGAACUAACAGAGGGAAGUGCAGAAAAAUCUUCCAAUAUUCAACCUGAGCCCAAGAAGAAAAAUAAGAAAAUUGAAGGGGAAGAUAAAGUAACUGUAGAUGUGUUAGUGGAUCAAAAUGUUGAAAUAAAUACAGUAGAGGAUAUAAAUGGUAACCUGGAAACAGAUGACUUGAUUAGUUCACUAAACACUUCUAAUGCUGAGUCUAUAGAGAAGGCAAAAAAGAAGAAAAAGAAAAAGGACAAAACAAAAGAGAAUGGGGAGCAAGCAGUUACUGAAGCAAAGCUCAACGCUCUAACCAAUGAAGGAACUUGUGAGAAAGCUGCAGUAGAAUCCGGUCAGGACACAGUAGAAACAGUCCCUAAAAAGAAGAAGAAGAAAAAAGACAAAGACAAGGAGGAAUUAGAGACUUUACAGCAGGAAAAUGUUAUUGCAGAGACUGUUGAUGUUGAGGAAACUCAGCAAAUAAUAGUGAAAAAGAAAUCCAAAAAGAAGAAAAAGGAGGGUGAAGAACAUUUGGAAACAGAGGGAGAACAAGUCAAAACACCAGUGACUCUGGACAGCAAUGGAAAAGUGCCCGAAGAAACUCCAGAUGUCAUGUCCACUCCACAGACACCAGGCUCAAAGAAAAAAAAGCACAAGUUAAAAAUCAAGGAGCUCACUGAGGCAGAUGCUGUGUCACAGAUGCAAGAAAGUGAGACUCCAAAAAAGAAAAAGAAAACAUCCUCCAAGAGCAAAGAAACAGAAAGUUAACGCAAUUUGAACUCCAUCCAGAUGAGUUGUGCAUCUUUUUUAUUGAAUGUAGAGAGUGGUAUUACUGUGGUACAUUUUUAUGUAUCUCUGUAUUUGUUGAGAUUUUUAUUCCUUUUACUGAGUGCCCUAACAUGUACAGUUUUUUAUAUAUUUUGUUUUAUAAAUGAACAGUAUUUUUCCCAAAUCAAGAUCUUACAUGAUAAAAAAAAUCAUGUGAUACUAGUGUGUAAAAGCAACAAAAAAUUGGAUCAGCGUACAAAUAAGUGUUGUGGAAAAAAUUAUGUAUCUCUUGAUGAUAAAUAAUGAAUCAAUUUGCGAAGCCUUUUGACUUUUUAGAAUACAGACAAAGGUUUAUUAUUGGUAUAGCAGAUAUGGACAUGGCCUAGGCCUUCCCUGGUCAGGGACCAACAGCCUCUCCUUCUCUCCAUCUCCCCACAGAGCAUCUGAGCUCUGAGUAUUUAUACAUACAUACUGUACAUAUCAAAGCAUUGUUUCACAGACUUAGGUCUUAGGUAGUAAGAGGAGUAAGUGGAGACAGUUGUGUCUGCUGAGCCUUUGCACAUUUUAAUGACUGGUUUGGUCUCAGGUAGAAAUUACAUUCAUUUAGAGAAAUAUUUUCCAUCAAAUUUCCAUCACAUAAGUUUAUUCACUUUUCACAUAAAUUUAUUCACUGACUGAAUAAAGAAUAUAUGUACUGUCUAUGAUGCCCACAUAUCAAGUUUAAAUUUUAAGUGAGACAAUUUGUCAUGUUAUUAAAAAAUAAAGAAAAUAUACUUUGA